Molecule: messenger RNA, 889 nt
Organism: Coregonus clupeaformis (lake whitefish)
Lineage: Eukaryota; Metazoa; Chordata; Actinopteri; Salmoniformes; Salmonidae
Product: plasmolipin
Exons: 4
Coding region: 191-733 (180 amino acids)
Biological process (GO): myelination
Cellular component (GO): membrane
Molecular function (GO): structural constituent of myelin sheath
Source: RefSeq, a predicted model, not a curated record
CCUAGAGAGAGAGCGAGAGAGAGAGCGAGAGAGAGAGAAAACAUAAGGCACCUGUUAGACUAGAAAAGGUGGUAUCAACGGCUGCAUUCCCCAGAUCUGUAUAUUUGCUCUGGAAGGGUUCUAUUCUCUCAGUUGGGACAAAAGGAAAGUUUGUUUGUUAUUGUUGGUCAUAGUUGUGUGGAUUUGAGGAAUGAUGUCAGACUUUCCAGCUAAAGUGGCCACCGAGACCAGCUCCCCCCAGUCCCAACAGGGAGGGUCCAGCUUUCAGCUUGGCAGUAUUUCCAUGGACCGGGGCUUGAUCAAGAGCAUCCCUGGAAUCCUGAUGCUGGCUGAGAUAGGUCUUGGCCUGCUGCAAUGGGCUCUGAUUGCCAAUCCCUCCUCCAAUAUUCCUGCCUAUGGCUGGGUGAUGUUUGUCGCCGUGACGCUGUGGCUGCUCACCAUUAUCCUCUUCUUCAUGCUCUUCUUUGGCGCCCAUCACAAACUCAGCUCCGUGCCCUGGCCAAUGUUGGUUAUGGUGUAUAAUGCUGUGGCAACAGUUUUGUACCUCACAGCAUUUCUGGCCAAUGCUGCAUCAGUCGCUCCUUACAGUUCAACAUACUUCUAUGGCUGUAUGGCAGCUUCUGCGUUUUUUGGCAUCGUGGUGACUUUGUUAUAUGGAGCCAGCACCUUCUUUUCCUAUAUGGCAUGGAAGGGGGAUGGAGGUAAUGCAGCCAGCAACUCUGGUCCUGCAUAGGACUACUCUACUACCUAUCCUGAUAAACCGUCUCCAUACAGAGAGACUUGGACAGUGUGAACCGAACAGUGUGUCACAAAGAAGAGAUUCUAAACCUUUUCAUCAAAGGAUUAGUAUUUUUAUAUACGGUAUACUUUUUUUAAAGAAGCUAGACAU